Molecule: messenger RNA, 4188 nt
Organism: Mycosarcoma maydis (corn smut)
Lineage: Eukaryota; Fungi; Basidiomycota; Ustilaginomycetes; Ustilaginales
Product: rRNA-processing protein UTP22
Exons: 1
Coding region: 1-4188 (1395 amino acids)
Biological process (GO): rRNA processing; tRNA export from nucleus
Cellular component (GO): small-subunit processome; UTP-C complex; CURI complex
Source: RefSeq, a predicted model, not a curated record
AUGCCAGGUGUCAAGCGAAAGGCAGAGGCAUCCACCUCCUCGCCUUCCUCUUCCAAAAACAAGGCCAGUCUAUCGGCCAGAUCGACAACCAAGUCGACGUCGCGCAAAUCCAAACAGGUUUCUGUAUACAUGGACGACAGUGACAACAAUGACGACUUUGACGACGAUGAGGAUUUGCUGGAUGCCGCCCUACAUGGCACUGGAUCUGCUGCCUUGCCAGAUGCAGAGGAGGAGGAUGACGAUGAUGACGAUGAUGAUGAAGAUGAUGACGAUGACGAUGACGAUGAUGCCGACGACGAUGAAGAUGGCAACAGCGAGGACGAAGACAAAGAUUCCGAAGCAGUAUCACAAGAUGAGAUACAGCUUGCAUCAGAUCAGGAAGAUGAUGACGAGGAUGACGAUGACGAAGAGAACGACGAGAGUUUUGACCGGAUCGAGCCAUCCGAAGUCGAACUCAUGUCGGACGAGGAUAUGGAUGGUGGAUUCGAAGAUCUUGAGGCCGGUGACAACACUCAGAAUGGCGACGACAUGGAAGCAACACCUUCAGACAAUGUAGUUACAUCUGCAUCAUCCUCCCGCAAGUCCAAUAAGUCCGCUCUCUAUGCCAUCCCCACCCUCGCCGAGGUGCAAGGACUUAAAGAAACCGGCGAACUCUUCAAGAACAAUGUCUUCAAACUCAAAGUUGACGAGAUGCUUCCCGAAGUACGACCCGCGUACAACAAGGCUGGUGCCCUCGAAACCGUCCUCCGACGACUUCAUCAGCUGUUCGAAGCCCUCUCGCCCAUCCAACCUUUACCUGUGGGCGAGGCGAUCAAAAGCUUCCAGAAACGCACGGCCGGAUCCAAGGUCCGCAUUCCGUUUCCUGACCCCGCUCCCAAGGCCGAAGCAAACUACAAGCUCGGUUUCGAAAAGCCCUCAGCAAUGCAUCUGGUGGGAAGCUGGCCGCUCAAGUCUACAGCAAAGCGUCCCGCUGGGGUGGAUGUCGAUAUCGCAGUUGUGAUGCCUUCGAGUCUGUUCCAGCCCAAGGAUUACGUCAACUUUCGAUACUUUCAUAAGAAAGCUUUCUACCUUGCGACACUUGCACACGCUAUCCAGACAGCAGAGGAUGAACAUGAUAUCGCGUUGGGUGUGACGGCUUCGUUCGGCCUCGUGGAUGCGGAUCCAAGGCGCCCUGUGUUGGUGCUCCGACCGAUUCACGACAAGUCCGAAACCGAUUUUUCCAAGCUCAAGUGCACCAUCCGCAUUCACCCUUCUCUCGAGGCUGAUACCUUCAAGCCUAUCCAUCUCGAUCCUAUGCGCAGCAAUGUGCGCGUAGCUUCUCCUAACGAUGAAGCAUCCAUCGACGCAAACGCCUCCAUCGCCGCUACCCCACGCUACAACGCGGCCAUCCUCGCCGACACACUGCACCUUCCCCAUCUCGUCUACCUUCAUACCGUAGCUCAGGCAUGUCCAGCAUUCGCAGAUGCAUGCCUGCUACUUAAGACCUGGGCUUUUCAACGAGGAUUCGGUUCUGGCGGUCGUCUCAACCCGAAACAUGUCCACGACGCUGAUGACGAUCGUCGCAGACUUGUCGCAGGCACUGCCUCCAUCCGCUUCAUCCUCACCAUGAUUCUGGCGCAUCUGUUGCAAGGAGAGGAAAAGAAAGCCGGCUGGAAACGAGAUACCACCCAUGCGGGACGCAGCAAUCUGUCCAACAGCUUUUCCAGCUAUCAGCUUUUCCGCGGUGUGGUGGAUUGGUUGGCAAAGCACGAUUUCAAGACGCAGCCGGUGUUCAUGAAGUCGAUGCCGGAAGCGGGACUUGCCAGUCGAUCUGACAAAGUGCCACGUCAGAAUUUCAGCCAGGUCUUUGAUCGGGUCUUGGUCGAUCCGAGCGGUAUGCUCAACUUGUUCGCUUUCGUGCCGACUGGCUCUAUCGAUCUGUUACAGUACGAAGCAAAGAGGACGUUCGAGAUGCUCAACGAUCCAAGUUCGGAUCACUUUGACGCGCUGUUCUUGCAGGACCGCACAGCCGCUCCAUUCACGUUCGAUGAAGUAGCGCGUGUUAACCUUGCACUGUCGACGGCCAGGGCGUCGUCGAAAGUAAACAGCAACAGCAACGGUGCUGGUCUCUCGGCAUCGAGUCGCAUCCAGCGCGCUGACUUUGGCACAUCGUUCCAAGCCGCCAUGAUCCAAGUCAGCACGACUGCAUCACGCGCUCUCGAAGGCCGUGCCAAGCUCGUAGCUCUUCUGCAUCGUGCUACAGGUGGCCUGGCUUCAACGUGGAGACUCGAUGGAGCACGACCUGCUGCUUCAAGCCAAGCCGAGAUCGGGUUAGUGCUAAACGGAGAGCAAGCAUGGAGGAUGGUCGAGCACGGGCCUUCGAGUCAAGACGUAGAAAAGGCGGAACAGUUCCGCGCCUUCUGGGGCAAGAUGUCCGAGCUGCGUCGAUUCAAAGACGGCAGAGUGCUCGAGAGCGUUGUCUGGCCAGUGACGACCCAAAGUUCACGAUGGGCGAUUCCACGUCGUAUCCUGUCGUAUGCGAUGUUCCGUCACCACGCGAUCCACGAAUCACAGAUCCAAUUCGUCUCCUCGCACUUCGAAUCGCUCUUGGACAUUGACACGAGCCUGGCACGUGCCGCUCAUCUCGUAAGCACCGAAGAGAAAGGUUUCACCUUGGUCCAGUCAGCCUUUGACCAGCUAUCGAAAGAUCUGCGUGCCCUCGAAUCGCUUCCACUGUCCAUCAUCUCCAUCUCUCCUGCUUCUUCCGGUCUGCGAGGUACCAGCACCUUUGUGCCCGCUCCUAUCAACUUGGAUCUACUCGGUGACCGCAUUCCAGACUGCGCAUCCUACUUGCCCGUCCACGACAUCAUCCUCACCUUUGAGGGCUCCGGCAAGUGGCCUAAUGAGCUCUCGGCAAUCCAAGCCAUGAAAGCGGCUUUCUUCGAACGCAUGUGCGCCGAGAUCACCAACAAGAUCGCCGGCGUCACGUGUCGCGUAGUCUUUGACCCGCAUGCUUCAUCAAAGAUGGAGGAUCAGUGCAGUUUGGAACUCGUUCUCGCGUCUGGGUUCGCCUUCCGAGCACGGGUGAUGCACAACCGCGAAAAAUUGCUACUCGAACGUAUUCUGGCCGACCGCUUUGAAUCGGCAGGUGCCAAGCGUCGAGCUCGCAAAAUUUUGCUUGAAUGGCAACAUAGGUUUGAGACAGCUCCGUUGCAUCAUUCAUACAUCGCUUCGAUGGGGCAUCGCUUUGCGUCGUUUGGAGGAGCCGUUCGAUUGACGAAGAGAUGGUUGGCUAGCCAGAUGCUGUCGUCUAACGCCGUGCCAGAAGAGCUGAUCGAGCUGGUAUGUGCAGCGGCGUACCUGUCACCGGAAGAAGGUGCACCAGCAUCUGCAGUCGCUGGAUUGUCAAGAAUCUUGCGACUGCUCGCCAAUUGGAGAUGGAAAGAGGAACCAUUGAUGGUCCCUAUCCAAGCCGUGAUCGACUCUGCUACGACCAAAGAGAUCUACACUUUCCCUACAGACAAGCGUACCGAGGUGGAGACGCAUUUCAAUGCUGCACGAGGUAGUGAUCCUUCGAUGAUGCAUCGCGCAUGGUUCGUUGCUACAGAAACGGACACCGAAGGGCUCGCGUUUGGUCGCAAGGGUCCGGUGGGAGGGGUUGCCGAUGGCAUCAAGAAGCUCGCGCGGGGCGCCGUCCGCGUGCUCGAAGAAGCCACUUCGCUCGACACUGAUCAAGUGCGAGCACUGUUCACCCCCUCGCUUGAACACUACGACUUUGUCAUCCACCUCAAUCCGAGCGUGCUGCCGCGAUACAGCGAAAACAUUCAUGCCGAUCCAGCAGUGUGGGGCGCCAAACGUACAAAGUAUGCCAACGACGUCGCCGCCACCAUUCAAUCGUCAGGGACGCUGCUAGGCUCCACUCCUAAACCCGGCUUCGAUUCAGCAGAAGCGUUCCUCACGCUGCUCAGAGGGCUGUACAGCGACUCGUUCCGAUUGUACCACGAUCAACACGGAGGAUGUGUGAUCGGUGGACUGUUCAACCCUUCGCUCGAUCGCGAGCGUGAUUUCAAGGUGGGACUGGGAUUCUCCUCCUGUCCAAGCAUUGCAGGAAACAAGGCGCAGGUCAAGCUCAACAAGUCUGCCAUUGUGGCCGAAAUUGAGCGACUGGGUGAAGGACUUGUAGAUAGGAUCGAAUUGCGAAGUGGCUAA